Messenger RNA from Closterium sp. Yama58-4, 747 nucleotides. NCBI's taxonomy places the organism in Eukaryota, Viridiplantae, Streptophyta, Zygnematophyceae, Desmidiales, Closteriaceae. The record is from the annotation of a GenBank genome assembly.
AUGAGCUUCCCGGGGUCGUCAACCAUUACACUCCUAGCCAAUCCUGGAGACACUGGUGGUGACACUGGCGGCGACACUGGCGGCGACACUGGCGGCGAAAUUGGCGGCGAAGCUGGUGGCGACACUGGUGGAGACACUGGGGGUCCGGGCGGAGACGCUGGCGGCGAUCAGGGCGGUCCUGAGGGCCCUCCUGGUGGCGACAAUGGGAGUCCGGAAGGCGGCGAUGGCGCGCCACUUAUCGGAGCUGGCGGAAACGGCGGAAGUGGCGGAAAGGGCGGAAACGGCGGGAGUGGCGGAAAGGGCGGAAAGGGUGGGAAGGGAGGAAAGGGCGGAAAGGGAGGGAAAGGGGGCAAGGGGGGAAAGGGAGGGAAACCUGGUAACCAGCAGGGCGGGCCUGGCGGAGAGCAGGGGGCUCCUGGCGGAGAAACUGGCAAUGGCGGGGAUACCGGCAGUGACGGAGGUAUCGGCGGAGAUUUUGGCGGAGAUACGGGCAGUGGCGGCGACAUUGGGGUAGGCGGUCCCGGCGGAGACGUGGGCGGCAAGGGCGGAAAGGGAGGGAAAGGGGGCAAGGGGGAAAGGGAGGGAAACCUGGUAACCAGCAGGGCGGGCCUGGCGGAGAUCAGGGGGCCCCUGGCGGAGAAACCGGCAAUGGCGGGGAUACCGGCAAUGGCGGGGAUACCGGCAGUGGCGGAGACAUCGGCGGAGAUUUUGGCGGAGAUACCGGCAGUGUCGGCGACAUUGGGGUAG